AUGUGUGUUGGUGGAUGUGAGUACGAGGAAGCAGCGGCCGCCAUUUCAGAGAGCUUGUCGAAGCUGUCGCAGGGGUGGAUCCUGAGCUGCCGAAGCCGCCGUCCUGCACUUCCGCGCGGGCUCCUCUAAUCCCAUUGUUUCUUUUAGAUUCGCUCGGGCCUAUCCACCCUCGGAGCCCGAAAUUCGGGCUGGGCGGUACCGCGGCCUGGGCCUAGCGGCUUAACAGUAGCAACAGCGGCGGCAGCAACAGCAGCAGCCCCCGUCUUUCCGAAUACAAGCACCCCAGGGGCCCGAAAGCCCGCACAGGCGUUUAGAGAAAAUGGCAGACGAUAUUGAUAUUGAAGCAAUGCUUGAGGCUCCUUACAAGAAGGAUGAGAACAAGUUGAGCAGUGCUAACGGCCAUGAAGAACGUAGCAAAAAGAGGAAAAAAAGCAAGAGCAGAAGUCGUAGUCAUGAACGUAAAAGAAGCAAAAGUAAGGAACGGAAACGAAGUAGAGAUAGAGAAAGGAAAAAGAGUAAAAGCCGUGAAAGGAAGCGAAGUAGAAGCAAAGAAAGGAGACGAAGCCGCUCAAGAAGUCGAGAUCGCAGAUUCAGAGGCCGCUACAGAAGUCCUUAUGUAAUUUUGUGUUUCCUUUUUAGCUCCGGACCAAAAUUUAACAGUGCCAUCCGAGGAAAGAUUGGGUUGCCUCAUAGCAUCAAAUUAAGCAGACGACGCUCCCGAAGCAAAAGUCCAUUCAGAAAAGACAAGAGCCCUGUGAGGGAACCUAUUGAUAAUCUAACUCCUGAGGAAAGAGAUGCAAGGACAGUUUUCUGCAUGCAGCUGGCAGCAAGAAUUCGCCCAAGGGAUUUGGAAGAGUUUUUCUCUACAGUAGGAAAGGUUCGAGAUGUGAGAAUGAUUUCUGAUAGAAAUUCAAGACGUUCCAAAGGAAUUGCAUAUGUGGAGUUUGUUGAUGUUAGCUCGGUGCCUCUAGCAAUAGGAUUAACUGGCCAACGUGUUUUAGGAGUGCCAAUCAUAGUACAAGCAUCACAGGCAGAAAAAAACAGAGCUGCAGCAAUGGCAAACAAUCUACAAAAGGGAAGUGCUGGACCUAUGAGGCUUUAUGUGGGCUCGUUACACUUUAACAUAACUGAAGAUAUGCUUCGGGGGAUCUUUGAGCCUUUUGGAAGGAUUGAAAGUAUCCAACUCAUGAUGGAUAGUGAAACAGGUCGAUCUAAGGGAUAUGGUUUUAUUACGUUUUCCGAUUCAGAAUGUGCCAAGAAGGCUUUGGAACAACUUAAUGGAUUUGAACUAGCAGGGAGGCCAAUGAAAGUUGGUCAUGUUACUGAACGUACUGAUGCUUCCAGUGCUAGCUCAUUUUUGGACAGUGAUGAACUGGAAAGGACUGGAAUUGACUUGGGAACAACUGGUCGUCUUCAAUUAAUGGCAAGACUCGCAGAGGGUACAGGUUUGCAGAUCCCACCAGCAGCACAGCAGGCUCUACAAAUGAGUGGCUCUUUGGCAUUUGGUGCUGUGGCAGAAUUCUCUUUUGUUAUAGAUUUGCAAACAAGACUUUCUCAACAGACUGAAGCUUCAGCUUUAGCUGCAGCUGCCUCUGUCCAGCCUCUUGCAACACAGUGUUUUCAACUCUCUAACAUGUUUAACCCUCAAACAGAAGAAGAAGUUGGAUGGGAUACAGAGAUUAAGGAUGAUGUGAUUGAAGAAUGUAAUAAACAUGGAGGAGUUAUUCAUAUUUACGUUGACAAAAAUUCAGCUCAGGGCAAUGUGUAUGUGAAAUGCCCAUCAAUUGCUGCAGCCAUUGCUGCUGUCAAUGCAUUGCAUGGCAGGUGGUUUGCUGGUAAAAUGAUAACAGCAGCAUAUGUACCUCUUCCAACUUAUCACAACCUCUUCCCUGAUUCUAUGACAGCAACGCAACUACUGGUUCCAAGUAGACGAUGAAGGAAGAUAAUAGUCCCUUAUGUACAUAGCUUUUUUUCUUUCUUGAGAAUUCAUCUUGAGUUAUCUUUUAUUUAGAUAAAAAUAAAGAGGCAAGGGUCUACUGUCAUUUGUAUACAAUUCCUGUUACCUUGAAAAAAUAAAAAUGUUAACAGGAAUGCAGUGUGCUCAUUAUCCCUAACUAGCAAAUCCCACUGUAUACAAAGCUGUUCUCUUGUUCUGCCUUUUAAAUGUACAUGUAGAAAAUUACAUUAAGGAUCUAUAGGAAUAGCUCUAGGGGGGAACAAAUGUGCUUAAUGUAAAAAGGCAGACAGGGAUGUAAUUAUGUUUUUAAUGUUUCAGAAGCCUAACUUUUUACACAGCAGUUACAUUUCACGUUUCACUAAUGUUGAUAUUUGGCUAAUGGUUUGGCAGAGGUUUCUGGAGUACACUUUUAGUGUAUGGGAAUUUAAGACAGCUAAAGGGCUGUAUGAUUAACAUCUCAUCUUGCAUCAUGAUCAAUUGGCAAGAAAAGUAGAUUUCAAGAUUACAUUUCCAGAUGGUAUCUUUUCAAUUUAAUGUAUCUGUAAAAGUUUCUUUGUAAAUAUUAUGUGUUCUGGUGUGUCUUAAGAUUCCAAACAAAAUGAUCCCUGCAUUUCCUCAAAAUGUUUAGUGGCAGUCUGGUAAGCAAAGCAGUCUGAGCAAGAAAUAGGAAAUGCAGAAAUAGGUUUUGUCUGGUUGCAUAUAAUCUUUGCUCUUUUUAAGCUCUGUGAGCUCUGAAAUAUAUUUUUGGGUUACUUCAGUGUGUUUGACAAGACAGCUUGAUAUUUCUAUCAAACAAAUGACUUUCAUAUUGCAACAACCUUUGUAAGAACCACUCAAAUAAAAUUCUCUUAAAAAGGCCA
Herpailurus yagouaroundi (jaguarundi) is the source of this 2817-nucleotide messenger RNA. RefSeq names its product RNA binding motif protein 39 (gene RBM39). NCBI's taxonomy places the organism in Eukaryota, Metazoa, Chordata, Mammalia, Carnivora, Felidae. Gene Ontology annotation, molecular function: RNA binding. The record is from RefSeq and is a predicted model, not a curated record. The transcript is spliced from 17 exons. Gene Ontology annotation, cellular component: nucleus. Gene Ontology annotation, biological process: mRNA processing. The coding region runs from base 320 to 1936 and encodes 538 amino acids.